Molecule: messenger RNA, 1212 nt
Organism: Lacerta agilis (Sand lizard)
Lineage: Eukaryota; Metazoa; Chordata; Lepidosauria; Squamata; Lacertidae
Gene: TMEM80
Product: transmembrane protein 80
Exons: 3
Coding region: 666-983 (105 amino acids)
Biological process (GO): non-motile cilium assembly
Cellular component (GO): ciliary transition zone
Source: RefSeq, a predicted model, not a curated record
GGACGCGGGUGGGGGGGCGAAGCGAGCUGAGCCGAGGCCGUCCGAUUGAGAUUUCGUCUCCGAUCUCACCCGAGCGCCUCUUUGACGGCUCCCGAGUGACGAAACGAACUGCCCAAGGCCCUCUCCGAUCUUGCCCGAGUACCCUCCCGAGUGCUGCCGAUGGCAACCCUGGCCGAGGCCUCCGGAGCCCCGCUUCGGUCUCACCCGAAAAAUCCCGAAUAGCUCCCGAUCUAAGCCGACCUCUUCCGAUCAGCCUAAUUCCCAAUUGAAGAGAUCUAGAACGAGGCCGAAAGCUUGCGAAGGCGCCCGAACUGGUCCAAGUUCGUCUCGGCUUCUCAAAACCGGCGACCGACGGCGAUUGCCGAAGAGACCCGAGUCUUUCCGGCUAUAACCGAAUCGGAGGGCGUAAGCGGGAAGCGAGCGGGAAAGGCCGAACAGGCAUUUCUGAAUCCCGCCCCUCACAAUCCCAGGCCACCGGAGCUGUCCGAUUCAGCCCGAAUGCCUGAGCUCCGAAAUCUGUUGUGCAAUCCCGCCCGCGCGAAAAGCAACGAACGGCAGUAUGCGGAGGUUCACGAGGCCCGAGUGAGGCUGCGCAAGGACUAUCGGGAUAUUGGAGGAACUGAGGCGGGGCGGAGAGCGAGCGGGAGGCGGGGGGGAGCGAAAAAAUGGCGUCCGUCAGGCGAGGUCAGGUUUUCACGUAUCCAGAUGAUUUCUUAGCUCUUGAUCUCAUAUUGCUGUUCAUUAUGGCAGUUCUUGAAGCAAUCAGGCUAUACUUUGGUACCAAAGGGAAUCUAACAGAAGAAGAGUAUCCAUUGGGUAUCAGUCUUGUGAUCACUGCCGGCAGCAUAAUCCUAUCCAUCUACUUUCUGGUGUGGCAAACAUAUGUCCUGCGAGCAGAUGUCAUCAUUAAUGUUGUACUGCUUGUCACAUGUGGACUUGAAGCAAUCCUGCAAGUCAUAGCCAUUGCUGCAUUUGUCAGUUAACUCACGUUGUUAUCUGUGGUGAACCUAUCUUCUGUAUUUUCUUCAAAAAGAAGAAAUACAGAUUUUUAAUUGAUCCUUGUAAAAGUACAUGGACUUGAUGUUCUCGAGUAUAAACACUUCCAUAACUGUUCUUACUACAUUGCAAAGUUCCAUGAGGCCAUCAUGAACUAACAUAUAACACAUUCUGCAGGGUUAUUCUUAGCAUAGCUUAUUUAGUGGUGGUCUCUGC